Nicrophorus vespilloides is the source of this 545-nucleotide messenger RNA. RefSeq lists its product as uncharacterized. The coding region runs from base 81 to 431 and encodes 116 amino acids. NCBI's taxonomy places the organism in Eukaryota, Metazoa, Arthropoda, Insecta, Coleoptera, Silphidae. The record is from RefSeq and is a predicted model, not a curated record. The transcript is spliced from 3 exons.
UAAGAAGGACCCGGAAAAUGCAAACACCAGAGAGCUUCUCGCAGUCUUAAGCUCAACAGUUCUAAAAACCCAUUGACAAGAUGUCCCAAACUUAUUUUAUGAUGAAGCUUCUUCUCGUCGCUAUGUGUUUAAUAUUGAUGGCUUGCAACGAUGGAGCUUCUGCAGGACCAGCAGGUGCGUCAGUACCAACCGAAGCUAAUCGCAGGAUUAGGAGUCGUCCAUUCUUGAGGGUAUCUCCAAGAACCAUCGGCCAAUACGCUCGUUUCAAACCAGACUUGGGAGAUUUCAUUGUUGACGAUGAUGACUUUUUCGAAUUAAACAAGAGGCAAAAUUCGGAUGACUACGGUCAUUUGAGAUUUGGAAAGCGCGAAGAUUUCGAUGAUUACGGUCACUUGCGCUACGGUCGCAGCGGAGAUUCCAGCAGACGAUAGACUCAAGGAUUCUAGAGAUGAUUGUUGUACCCUUUAACUUUUAGCCUGGCUUACUUAUUCAAGUGUUAUAUGAUCGAUUCACCUGCAAUGCUUACUUUUAAACUUUAAAUAAAA